Molecule: messenger RNA, 2163 nt
Organism: Misgurnus anguillicaudatus (oriental weatherfish)
Lineage: Eukaryota; Metazoa; Chordata; Actinopteri; Cypriniformes; Cobitidae
Gene: dnajb11
Product: DnaJ heat shock protein family (Hsp40) member B11
Biological process (GO): protein folding; protein maturation
Cellular component (GO): endoplasmic reticulum
Molecular function (GO): misfolded protein binding
Source: RefSeq, a predicted model, not a curated record
UAAAGGAGGCGGGACUUACGGCUGAGAGCAGGAAGAGGCUUUUUGAUAGACAACACACAGAAAGCCGGUGUGUUUUAGUGCAUUUAAGACAAAUAAGGACCUAUGGCUGUUAGAGGAAUGAAACUGUCAAGUGUGUGUUUUUUAAUCUUAUAUCUAAUAUCUACAGUACUUGCCGGGAGGGAUUUCUACAAAAUUCUGGGAGUAAGUAGAUCAGCAACAAUUAAAGAUAUUAAGAAAGCUUACAGAAAGCUGGCAUUACAGCUUCACCCAGACAGAAACCAAGAUGACCCAAAUGCCCAAGACAAAUUUGCAGACCUUGGAGCUGCUUACGAGGUGCUUUCAGAUGAGGAGAAAAGGGGACAGUAUGACAAGUAUGGAGAGGAAGGGUUAAAGGAAGGCCAUCAAAGUUCACAUGGUGAUAUAUUCUCCAGUUUCUUUGGAGACUUUGGAUUUAUGUUUGGCGGAAACAGGCAGCAGGCCAAUCGUGAUAUUCCUAGGGGCAAUGACAUAGUACUGGAUCUAGAAGUAACCCUAGAGGAGGUGUAUUCUGGGAAUUUUGUAGAGGUGAUACGAAACAAACCUGUAGCAAAAGAAGCUCCAGGCAAAAGAAAAUGUAACUGUCGUCAAGAAAUGAGAACCACACAGCUAGGACCAGGUCGCUUCCAGAUGACACAGGAAGUAGUCUGUGAUGAAUGCCCCAAUAUCAAGCUUAUUAAUGAGGAGAGAACAUUAGAAGUGGAGAUUGAGCAGGGUGUGAGAGAUGAGAUGGAGUACCCUUUCAUUGGGGAAGGUGAACCUCACAUUGAUGGUGAGCCUGGAGAUCUGCGUUUCCGCAUCAAAGUCUUGAAGCAUCCCGUGUUUGAGCGCAGAGGUGAUGAUCUGUAUACAAAUGUCACCAUCUCUCUGGUAGAGGCUCUGGUUGGUUUUGAGAUGUACAUCAGUCACCUAGAUGGUCACAAGGUGCACAUUGUAAGGGAUAAAAUCACUAAACCAGGAGCUCGUAUCUGGAAAAAGGGAGAGGGUCUGCCAAAUUUUGACAACAACAAUAUUCGUGGAUCACUCAUAGUCACCUUUGAUGUAGAUUUCCCCAAGGAUCAGCUUGAUGACCAGCAGAAGGAUGGUAUAAGGCAGCUUUUGAAACAGACACCAUCUCAAAAGGUUUAUAAUGGACUGCAGGGAUACUGACAAACCAGCAAAGUAAAUCACACAAAGGACUGAACACCAAACAAGGAACAAGCAAAUGGGGUGUAUUUAUUUUUUGGAAUUAUUCUCAGGAUAGAUUUUCUUCAUUUGUUUUUAUUUUCUUUUUAAACUUGCUUAUUUCUUUUUUAAAGCAUUGUUUUCCCAUGGAGCAAUUUUUUGCUGUUUUGUCCAACUUAUUCAUUUUUUACACAGUCCCCAGUUUUAUACUUGGAAUAAGACUUCUCAUCACACACACACUGUUCAAUCUUUUUGCUAUGACCAGUCAACCGUCGUCCAAUACUGUAUCAGCAUAAUGUUUAGUGCCAGCUGACCUGUACUGGGACAACCCACAAACAGAAAGAGGACUGAGACUUCAAACCAGAGGACAAUUUAAACACCUCCCUCAGCACUGUACACUUCAACACCGUGUUUUAUGAAAGAAACAGUUAUGUGUUUUGAACCUUGAGAGUCUGCAGUCUUUGAUGUGCAUGUUUCUUUUAAAGAACAGAUUUAUCACGGUUAUUGCAGUUGUUGUUGUUGUUGUUAUUUGUGCAGAGAACAACACUAACUAUUUACUAUUUUAAUGUGAGGUACUUGUCAGCCUGGUUCAGUUUUGGCUUCUGGUUACAGGUCUUUUUCCUCUGAGACGUUUACUUCAUUUUGACUUUCAAACAGAAUACAUAUUCAACUGUACAGUGCAGCUCUCUUAUGUAAAUUACUAUGUGACUAAACUGAAUUUAUUGUUUCCUUUACUCCCCCUACCCCACCAUGUUCAGCCUAUUGGGUCUUUACGGUCUUUACCAACUACUCUCUUUCCUUUUGCUUUUUUGUGGACUGCACUGGACAAAAUAGAGUAACCAUCUAGAGCUCAAGUGAAGGAAAAAUAAUUUGUACUUUUCAAAUGAAAUUAAAAGUUUCUAGUGAGAAGAAACUGUGUACUACAGGCUUGAUAUAAAAGUAGAAUGUUUAUAUAUUUUAAAA